AAGGGAAGCCAGGUGACGCGAGAUAGCGUUUACAGCACAUUCAAUGCCACUAAAUGCAAUAUUGUGGCGGUAGCAUGUGCCCCUGGUUUAUUUUGUACAUACGACUUUACUUUGGAGUACAGUGUCCCAAGUGGGCUAACAAGAUCUGUGGGCCCCAAAUAUCUCCUUGAUGUCCUCUCCCCCUCUCGCUGGCCAGUUUGGCUGCAUCUAUGAGCUCCCACCCGCAUACCACUGCGGCAGACAGCAGCCCUGUCAGCUCCCUGGAUUCUCCUGUUUCUGUUACAAGUUCAUCACUUGGCUCACCUGGUGGGCCAGCAACACCUUCAGCCAGCUGCGGACACAUCAGUCACCCUGAGAUACACUCUUCAGUGUCCAUCUCGGGGCUGCACACAGUGAGCAGCUCUGAUGAUGUCAAGCCACCGUUUGGCCUAAAGCUCUCAGGGCACAGCCCUGGGCCUAUGCUGUCGCAGAAACGCAUGUGUGCCAUCUGUGGAGACCGAUCUUCAGGCAAGCACUAUGGCGUGCACAGCUGUGAGGGAUGUAAGGGCUUCUUCAAGCGCACUGUGCGGAAGGACCUGAGCUACGUCUGCCGUGACAACAAGGACUGUGUGGUGGACAAGCGCCAGCGCAAUCGCUGCCAAUACUGCCGGUACCAGAAGUGCCUGGCCAGCGGCAUGAAAAGAGAAGCGGUGCAAGAGGAGAGGCAGCGCAGUAGGGAGAGGGAGGGCGAGCUAGAGUACAGCCGUGCUGUCAACGAGGAGAUGCCGGUGGAGCAGAUCUUGGAGGCCGAGAUGGCAGCCGAGCGUAUGACGGCCCACAGCGACGGCUCAGGUACCGGCUCGGGUGGCGAUCCGGUGACCAACAUCUGCCACGCUGCCGACAAGCAGCUGUACGCUCUGGUGGAGUGGGCCAAGAGGAUUCCUCACUUCCCCGACCUCCCCCUAGAUGACCAGGUCAUCCUGCUGCGCGCAGGAUGGAAUGAGCUUCUGAUUGCCUCCUUCUCUCAUCGCUCUGUUGGGGUGAAGGACGUGGUUCUGCUGGCUACUGAUCUGCACGUGUCGAGAGAGACUGCACACACCGCGGGGGUGGAGACCAUCUUUGACAGGGAGAGUGCCCACAGUGCUGAAGUGGGAGCCAUACUUGAUCGCGUGCUGACAGAAUUGGUCAGUAAGAUGAGAGAUAUGCAAAUGGACAAAACUGAGCUUGGGUGUCUCCGGGCAAUCGUCCUCUUUAACCCAGAUGCUAAAGGCCUGACCAGCACGAGCGAGGUGGAGCUGCUGAGGGAGCGGGUGUACGCAUCACUAGAGGCCUACUGCAAGCAGAAAUACCCUGAGCAACAGGGCAGGUUUGCGAAGCUCCUGCUGAGACUGCCUGCCCUGCGCUCCAUUGGCCUUAAGUGUCUGGAGUAUCUGUUCUUCUUUAAGCUCAUCGGGGACACCCCCAUUGAAACUUUCCUUCUGGAGAUGCUAGAGGCCCCCCAUCGGCUCACAUAAGAGGGAGGAGGCGGGAUGGAUGCGCUGGGGGCUUCUACAGGCCUGGACCCGUCUGUCCGAGCCUCUGGAAUUCACUGUGACUAUUUUCCCGGGGGAAUCGACUUUGUAAGACUCUUGGCUGGGGUUUGCUUUCCCCUUCUUUUUCUCUGUCUCUUUCUCCUCCCCUUUUCUCUUGAAUCUAUUUCUCUUUUCUCUUUUUCCCCCCUUUUCCUGUUCCUCCCAAAGCACACCCCAGUUCAGAGCCCCAGAUCUUGAUCCUAGGAUGUGCUGGUGCUAUAUUUUAAUUGUGAGUUGUUGAGUUGAAAUGCAUUUUUAAGCUGGGGGAAUCUGAAAGAUUCUCUCCUACCCACUAAUAUAAGCUCAAAUUUGGGUUUACAUUUUUAUAGAACCAUGUUGAAGAUGAUGAUGAUGAUGCUUUAAUCUUCUGUGAGUAAGCUCCUCUUUGUUUGGAGGGAGUGACACACACGUGUGUGUCUCUACAGAGGCUGGUGCUUUGCUCCUGUUGAGCUACACACACACGCAAACACUCACACACACACACACUCAUACACACACACACUCACGCACGCACAGACAUGUGCGCGCACACACACAAACACACACGCCCACCCACUCUCAAUCAAAGAGCUACUUGCACAGUCUCACAUAAUGUUCAUAGAAAAAACACAUACACCCAAACACACAAAACCACACCAUGCCUAACUGGCCUCUUUUGCCAAUUAAACUUGGCCAAUUGUUGUGCAACAAAUUACGCCUAAAGAAAAAAAAUAACGCUUAACUGUUGUCAUACACGAACCAUGAAACAAAUGAAACAAAAAAAGUUAACCAAUGUUGAAAAAAUUGAUCAUCUUGAACGUGGUGAUCAUGUGCAAUUUAAAUAGGAAACAUUUAAAAAAUGUUGAGCACAUGAGAGAAACCCCUAAGGGGACUUUUGGUGCUGGUCCUUACUGAGCACUUGCUAUGCAGACAGGGCCUGCGUUGUCGAAUGGCUCUGUGUGAUCUUGCGUGAGUCUGCGUCUUGCCUUUGUGUGAUUUUAAAAAGAAAAAACAAAAAAAAGAAGAAGAAGAAGAAAAAAAGUGAAACCCAGCCUAGAGGCAAGGGACAGAAAUAAGGGUAUCCGCAGCGGCCAAAGUAAGACGCAAGGUUUUUCAUGUACAGAGAGUGAAGGGCGGCUGGUGGCAGGUGGGGAGAACAGAUGCAUUGCGUGUUUAAAUGCUUUUGAUGUAAGUGUUGCUGGAGUGAUUGUACCUAAUGAUGCUUCUGCCUCUGCCUCUGCCACAUAGCAUUUAACCUGUUCUACUUUUACAAUGUGCACUCUCUUGUCAGACGACAUAUCACCUAACGCUGUAAGAUCGAAGAGAGACAAUGAUUCCUAAACUAUAAUGCACUUAUACAUUUUCAUCAAGUGACCAAAUAUGGUCAGAUUUUUUUUUCUUUUCUUCUUUUUUAACGUACUUUGGUGCUUUAUAAUAGACACUUGAUGUUACAUACCGUAGGCCUGCCCUGGGAAAACAAAAAUGAACUAAAACUUGACUUCAAAAAACAACUAAGACAACACAUUUUGAUGAAGCUGAAGAAUAGCAAUAUAUGUUUUUUUUUUUUCUCUCACCAUACUCUCCUUUGUCUUUGUAAAAGGGUGUGCAAGACCACAUCUUCUACGUUUGAAUGGGAUGUAGGCCUACUCCUGAUGUGUAAAAUUAACACAGGUAAUUUCCUAAAAAGUACUGUACAAAUAUUAUUGUUCAGGGACAAUAAAAAGAUAAAAUACGGAAAAAAUAUAGCCAACACAGAGAGGUUAGGAGUCACUUUUCUCAAAGCAUUUACAUUUGCUUUUAGUUGGUGUAGUCAUGUAAGAGAAAUGAGAUAUAGGAUGCCUUGCUGUGGAUCUCACCUUUCAGGUGCCCUCACGUGUUGGAUCAAAUCCAAAAUAUGAGUGUUACACUCAGAUUGCACAUGAACACCAGUCAGUGUUGGAAGAUCAUCUCGAAAGGUCAGGAUUUUUUUUCCUUGUUUUUUUUUUUUAUUCCUUUUUCUUUUUCUUUCUUUUUUUUUGGUGGGGGUCACGACAGAAGUCGUGGAAUUGUGAUGCACUAUCACCCCAAGCGAUUACUAUUUGUCAGAAACGUUGCUAGUGCAGGAAAGACAUAUAGAAACUCCUAGAAAAGGCCGGAAGGAAAGGAAAGACCUAAAAACUGCAGGAAAGACAUUAAACUCCUGUUAGAAGAGGCCAUUCUUGGGUUAGCAUGUUGUGCCAAUCUUUUCCUUGUAGUUGUUAGUACUUUCUUAAAAUGCUUUUACAGUUUCUCAUGCUAAUAGAUGUCGCAGUAGUAGUUGUUGCAAUCUGUUACAGUUCCAUUCUGUUCCUCCUGUGAUACAUUAAAGUACAAAUAUAUUAUGUUGAAAUAAUUGUGGAUACGAAAAGUCAGGCGACCAGAUGUUGAAGUGUUUUUAAGAUGCACACAAAACACAAAAACUCACAGUGGACUUUCAUGUGUACUGUAAAUGUAGACCAACCUAUUGUGCAUAGGUCUUUUACUGCCUAGAAAACCCAAACAGAUAUGUAAUCAUUUGAGAAAUACAAACAUUGGACCUUUUAUCAUUUAUUUGUACUCCAUGUUCGACUCCUCCGUGAACCAGAGCUUAAAUACCAGUGCAAUUAUCGGGUCGACAUGGAAACCAACUUGAAUAUGAAUCUGAUCAGCACGUGAGCGCAUCUUUUGCUUUCUCCUCCUCCUCUUGAUUCCUGCCUCAGUCCCUUCCCUUCCUCUGACUCUUCCUGUUAUUUUAACCAUGCUGGACACUCAUCAUGAUUUGUAAUGAUAUUUUAGCCUGUCCUCGUGUUGGCUUCAGUUUUAGACUUACUCAAUAUUUGCUGUUGCAUCCUGCUUUUGUCUUUUGCUUUCAGCUCAUGGGAUGACAAUUACAACUACAUAACAAUUAUAUUACAUUGCAAAUAUAAGUUCCUGUUUUUGGCAAACAAGUAUUAAACAUACCGGAUUUUGUCUGAA
Messenger RNA from Engraulis encrasicolus (European anchovy), 4502 nucleotides. Its product is annotated as retinoic acid receptor RXR-beta-A-like. Gene Ontology annotation, molecular function: zinc ion binding; nuclear steroid receptor activity; nuclear receptor activity. Lineage: Eukaryota; Metazoa; Chordata; Actinopteri; Clupeiformes; Engraulidae. Gene Ontology annotation, biological process: response to retinoic acid; retinoic acid receptor signaling pathway; anatomical structure development. The transcript has 11 exons. The record is from RefSeq and is a predicted model, not a curated record. Gene Ontology annotation, cellular component: nucleus. Bases 210 to 1493 code for a protein of 427 amino acids.